CAGGAUAGAAGAAGACUGGAAACAUGUCAGAGUUCUGGUUAAUUUCUGCCCCUGGCGAUAAGGAAAAUUUACAAGCUCUGGAGAGGAUGAACACCGUGACCUCCAAGUCCAACCUGUCUUAUAACACCAAGUUCGCCAUUCCUGACUUCAAGGUGGGGACCUUGGAUUCCCUUGUUGGCCUCUCCGAUGAGUUGGGGAAACUCGAUACCUUUGCUGAAAGCCUCGUAAAGAGAAUGGCGCAGAGCGUGGUGGAGGUCAUGGAGGACGCCAAGGGCAAGGUUCAGGAGAACCUCCUGGCCAACGGAGUUGAUUUAACGUCCUUCGUCACACACUUCGAAUGGGACAUGGCCAAAUACCCCGCGAAGCAGCCGCUGCUGAGCGUGGUGGACACUCUAGCAAAGCAACUGGCACAGAUCGAGACGGACCUGAAAUCCCGCACGGCCGCCUACAACACUCUCAAGACGAACCUGGAGAAUCUGGAGAAGAAAUCCCAGGGGAACCUCUUCACUCGGACACUUAGCGACAUUGUGAACAAAGAAGACUUUGUGCUGGAUUCCGAGUAUCUGGUCACACUUUUGGUCAUCGUCCCCAAACCAAACUACGCACAAUGGCAAAAAACCUACGAAUCUCUCUCGGACAUGGUAGUCCCUCGGUCAACCAAACUGAUCACCGAGGACAAAGAGGGCGGCCUCUUCACUGUGACUCUGUUUCGGAAAGUGAUCGACGAUUUCAAAACCAAAGCCAGAGAAAACAAGUUCACUGUCCGUGAAUUUUACUAUGACGAAAAAGAAAUCGAAAGGGAACGGGAAGAGAUGACCAGAUUGCUGUCUGAUAAGAAGCAACAAUACGGUCCCCUACUGCGCUGGCUCAAGGUGAACUUCAGCGAAGCCUUCAUCGCCUGGGUCCACAUCAAGGCGCUCAGAGUGUUCGUGGAGUCUGUGCUCAGGUACGGGCUCCCGGUGAAUUUUCAGGCUGUGCUCCUCCAGCCUCAUAAGAAGUCAUCCACCAAGCGUUUGAGAGAAGUUCUGAACUCCGUCUUCAGACAUCUGGAUGAAGUAGCAGCUGCAAGUAUAUUGGAUGCAUCUGUGGAGAUCCCUGGAUUGCAACUCAGUAACCAAGACUACUUUCCUUACGUCUACUUCCACAUCGACCUCAGUCUUCUGGACUAAAACACGGAGCAGGCAGCACGGCCUUCCGGUCCAUGCAUGCAGACUGGACGACUACACAAGCUUUCCCUUGGCCCCAACAGUUCAAGUCUCCUACAGAACUUAGAUUUUUAGAGAAAUUGCUCACAAAAGUUCAUUACAGUUGUAUUUAUUUUUUGUAAGUUACAAUAAAGAAAUGCUCAGUCCUUCCAAU
Molecule: messenger RNA, 1359 nt
Organism: Molossus molossus (Pallas's mastiff bat)
Lineage: Eukaryota; Metazoa; Chordata; Mammalia; Chiroptera; Molossidae
Gene: ATP6V1C2
Product: ATPase H+ transporting V1 subunit C2
Exons: 12
Coding region: 24-1169 (381 amino acids)
Biological process (GO): proton transmembrane transport
Cellular component (GO): lysosomal membrane; vacuolar proton-transporting V-type ATPase, V1 domain
Molecular function (GO): proton-transporting ATPase activity, rotational mechanism
Source: RefSeq, a predicted model, not a curated record